CCCGACAGGGGCACUACUUUCAGCGCGUUAAACCCGAACAAUAGACCCACAGACGUGCUUCGGACGUACGCGGUAUAUACGCGGCUCUCUACUGUCGCUCGCGCGCGCGUGUGCCUCCUUGCUCGCUCUAUACUCGCAGCUCUCAAAAUAAAAAAGAAACUCGACUUUUUCUCGCGCGAGAAGAGCAUCUUCGUCGUGCAAGUACUUAGUCGUCGUCGUCGUCGUCCUCGUGUUGUGUGCGCGGCUGCAGCAGCGAUCGGUCCUCGCAGAGUGCGAGUAUAAUACAUAUAUAUAUAUAGUGCUGACAGCGGCGCCGCGACCGAGGAUCUCGCGGCCGCGUGUGUGUUUGUGUAUGUGUAUUCACACUCGCCUGAGCUGUGAUACGCGUUGUACUCGAGGGCAGAGGAGGGCCAUCGGUGCAGCGAACACAGUAGUGUGUUUUGCGAGCAUUGUGCGCGAGUGAGCCGAAAACUGUGCGAGCGAGAGCGAGAAAGAACGAAGUCGGGAGGAAUAAUGUGACGACGAAUGAUAGGCCGCCUUCGUAAAACGAUUUUAUCAAGUGUGUGUUAUUCUCGUGCGCGAAAAUAUAAGAAUAAACGACGCUCCGAUGAAGUGGUGCCGCGUUGCAGCCGAGUGUGAUAGUAUUAGUAUAUAACGUAAAAGAAAAGAGUGAGAGUGCCUGGGAAUAUAGUUGUAGGAUAUCGCUCUGUGCUCUGCAGCAGUGUAUACGAGUACACACGUAUCAUACUUAGAGAAGAGAGAAACAAAAGGAGGAGCCCUGGAGAAGGACAAGGAAGGAGCCGCCUCCUCCUCCUCCGGCGACAUCACGGCCACAGCAUGCCGCGACGGAAGUCCUCCGGGAGGCAGCGCCUACUCCUAGGCCUGGCCCUCGUCCUCGCGCUUCUACCAGCCGCAGUUCAUGGUAAGAAGACUAUCUCGAUAUCCUACUCGCCGUUGGAGCCGUUCUACGGCAAUUCGGGUUUAUCAAGUGGAGGAUUUGUUUCGUGUUCGCCGAGUCCCUGCAAAAAUGGAGGCCACUGCGUGUCAUCGCCGCGAGGAGAAUCACAUUGCAACUGUACAUCGAAAUACGUGGGCGAGUACUGCCAGCACCAGAACCCGUGCUUGACCGGCUCCCGAUGCCAGAACGGCGGAUCCUGUCGAGUGCUGGAGGCCAGCGGCGGCGGCACACCAUCUUUCGCCUGCGAGUGUCCAAUCGGCUUCAUCGAGAGCCUCUGCGAGAUCCGAGUGGACAAUGCCUGCGACUCAUCGCCCUGCUUCAACAACGGCACGUGCGUCCUCAAGAGCCUCUACGACUACACCUGCUCCUGCGUCAACGGAUUUGCCGGUGAAUUCUGUGAGAAAGUCGACUACUGCGCCUCGUCGCCUUGUCGCAACGAAGCCCUGUGUCGAUCGCUGGACAAUAACUACCAGUGCACGUGCGCAUCAGGUUUCACAGGGCCGACCUGCUCGGAAGACGUCAACGAGUGUGUGAUGCAACCUUGCCGAUUUGGAUCCUGCCUCAACACCCACGGAUCAUACAAAUGUAUGUGCAACAGCGGAUACACCGGCCAGAACUGCGAGAGCGACUACGUCCCCUGCGACCCGUCGCCGUGUCUCAACGGCGGCGUCUGCCAUCAACUAGACAACCUCAGCUACAAGUGCACAUGUCCAGAAGGCUUUGAAGGCGAAAACUGCGAGGAGAACAUCGACGACUGCAUAGGCAACCUCUGCCAAAACGGAGCGACCUGCAUCGACAGGGUGAACGAGUACUCGUGCCUGUGUCCACCUGCGUUCACCGGUACCCAGUGCGAGCACGACGUCGACGAGUGUUCCGUCAGGCCGUCGCUCUGCUACAACGGCGCUACCUGUACCAACAGCCACGGAAGCUACUCCUGCAUAUGCGUCAACGGCUGGACGGGACCUGAUUGCAGUGUCAACAUCGACGAUUGCGCCGGAGCUGCCUGCUUCAACGGGGCGACCUGCAUCGAUAGGGUGGGAAGCUUCUUCUGCCAGUGCACGCCUGGAAAGACCGGUCUGCUCUGCCAUCUGGACGACGCCUGUACGUCGAAUCCCUGCCACCAGGAUGCCGUCUGCGAUACCAGCCCGAUCAACGGCUCGUUCACGUGCUCCUGUACCAGCGGCUACCGUGGAAUCGACUGCUCCGAGGACAUCGACGAGUGCAAACAAGGUUCACCGUGCGAGCACGACGGCAUCUGCGUCAACACGCCCGGCUCGUUCGCCUGCAACUGCACGCAAGGUUUCACCGGGCCGAGAUGCGAGACCAACGUCAACGAGUGCGAGUCACAUCCCUGCAGAAACGACGGAUCCUGCCUCGACGAUCCUGGAACGUUCAGAUGCGUCUGCAUGCCUGGAUUCACGGGCACGCAGUGCGAGAUCAACAUCGACGAGUGCGCCGGCAACCCCUGUCUGAACAACGGCGUCUGCACGGACCUGAUCAACGGCUUCAACUGCAGGUGCGCCGACGGUUUCGCCGGAGUCCACUGCCAGAUCAACAUCGACGACUGCGCCUCGUCGCCCUGUCGGAACGGCGGAACCUGUCACGACAGCAUCGCCAAGUACACCUGCGAGUGUCCGCCGGGAUUCACCGGUGCCUCCUGCGAGACCAACAUCAACGACUGCCAGUCGAAUCCUUGCCACAGCGGUACCUGCAUCGACGGCGAGAACUCGUUCACUUGCAGCUGUUAUCCUGGAUUCACCGGUAAUCUCUGCCAGACCCAAGUCGACGAGUGCGAGAGCAACCCCUGCCUCUUCGGAGGUAGCUGCGUCGACAAGGUCAACAGCUACCAGUGCAUCUGCAGACCUGGAACCUCUGGGAACAACUGCGAGGUCAACGUCAACGAGUGCUACAGCAAUCCUUGCAGGAACGGCGCGAGAUGCAUCGACGGUAUCAACAGAUACUCGUGCGAAUGCGAGCCAGGCUUCACCGGCCAGCACUGCGAGACGGACAUCAACGAGUGCGCGUCGAAUCCCUGCGCGAACGGCGGCCGCUGCAUCGACCUGAUCAACGGCUUCCGUUGCGAGUGUCCUCGUGGCUACUACGACGCCCGUUGUCUCAGCGACGUGGACGAGUGCGCUUCGAAUCCCUGCGUCAAUGGCGGCACUUGCGAGGACGGCGUCAAUCAGUUCAUCUGUCACUGUCUCCCUGGCUACGGCGGUAAACGCUGCGAGGUCGACAUCGACGAGUGCGGAUCCAACCCCUGCCAACACGGAGGUAUCUGCAAGGACAGGUUGGACGGUUACAGCUGCCAGUGUCUGCCCGGCUACGCGGGUAUCAACUGCGAGACCAACAUCGAUGACUGCGCCAACAGUCCUUGUCAGAACGGAGGAUCUUGUAUCGAUCUGGUGAACGACUACAAGUGCGUCUGCGAACUGCCGCAUACCGGAAGGAACUGCGAGAACAAGCUCGAUCCUUGCUCGCCCAACAAGUGCCUUCACGGAGCGAAAUGCUCGCCGUCAUCCAACUUCCUGGACUUCGCCUGUACCUGUACGGUCGGCUACACCGGCCGACUCUGUGACGAGGAUGUGGACGAGUGCAUUAUGACCUCGCCUUGCAGAAACGGCGCCACUUGCCGCAACACCAACGGCUCCUAUCACUGCGUCUGCACCAAGGGAUACGAGGGUCGCGACUGCAUCAUCAACACCGACGACUGCGCUUCGUAUCCCUGCCAGAACGGUGGUACCUGUCUCGACGGCAUCGGCGACUACACCUGCCUGUGCGUCGACGGUUUCAGUGGCAAGCACUGCGAGGUUGAUGUCGACGAGUGCCUCUCUGCUCCCUGUCAGAACGGCGCCAUCUGCAAGGAAUACGUCAACUCGUACACAUGUCAGUGCAAGCUCGGCUUCUCGGGCAUUAACUGCCAGACCAACGACGAGGACUGCACGGAAUCCUCCUGCAUGAACGGCGGCACCUGUAUCGACGGCAUCAACAACUACACUUGCGUCUGCAGGCCUGGCUACACGGGCUCCAACUGCCAGUACCGCAUCAACGAGUGUGACAGCAGUCCAUGUCAGAAUGGCGCGACUUGCCAUGACCACGUGCAGCACUACACCUGCCACUGUCCCUACGGUUUCACCGGAGAGCGUUGCGAGAAUUUUGUUGACUGGUGCGCCGAGUCGCCCUGCGAGAAUCAAGCGACAUGUUUGCAGCAGCGAAACAAGUACGAGUGCAAGUGCUCUCCCGGAUGGACCGGCAAAGUUUGCGACGUCGAGAUGGUCUCCUGCAAGGACGCGGCUCUGCGCAAGGGUGUACCGGAAAGGAGGCUGUGCAACAACGGCACAUGUAAGGACAUCGGCAACAGCCACAGCUGUCUCUGCGAUGAAGGCUACACUGGAAGCUACUGUCAGACCGAGAUCAACGAGUGUGACUCCGCACCUUGCCAGAACGGAGCCACCUGCAGAGACCUCGUGGGCUCAUAUCAGUGCGUCUGCACCAAGGGAUUCCAAGGACAGAACUGCGAACUGAACGUCGACGAUUGCAGUCUCAACCCGUGCCAGAACGGCGGAACCUGUCACGAUCUCAUUAGUAACUUUAGCUGCUCGUGCCCAUCUGGAACUCUUGGAUUCAUCUGCGAAAUCAAUGUCGACGAUUGUGUCAUCGAUGCCUGCCAUAACAACGGCACUUGCGUCGACAAAGUCGGAGGCUUCGAGUGCAAGUGUCCGCCAGGAUUCGUUGGUCCUCGUUGCGAAGGUGAUAUCAACGAAUGUCUGUCCAACCCUUGCGCUGCUCCCGGUACCCAGGACUGCGUGCAGUUGGUGAACAACUACCACUGCAACUGCAAACCCGGCUACAUGGGCAGGCACUGCGAGGUUGAGGUCAACUUCUGCGACAGCUCGCCCUGCCAGAAUGGAGGUAUCUGUACCGCUGAAAAGGCCGGACACACCUGCGUCUGUCCCAGCGACUACUAUGGACACAACUGCGAGUUCUCUGGAUCUUACUGUGACACCGAGCCGUGUCUGAACGGAGGCUCCUGCCGCGUCACCGACAGCAGCGUGGGCUACAGGUGUUACUGUCCACCCGGCACCGCUGGAACUCACUGCGAGAUCGACGCCAAGGACGAGUGUCUCAGCAACCCGUGCAAGCAGCCCGAUGCCAUGUGCGAGAAUCUGUUAGGAGAUUACGCCUGCUACUGUCCACCCAAGUGGAAAGGCAAGAACUGCGAGCUCUAUGAUGCCACUUACCGCGGUGGUGUCUUCAACAGGAGACCCAACGGACCCAAUAUCUUGAACGCCUACGAACAGGAUCUCGAGCGCGCGAGGAUAAAGUGUGCGGAGAACAGGUGUCACGAAAAGAAAGGCAAUCACAGGUGCGACGAAGAGUGUAACACCUACGCGUGCGACUUCGACGGCAAUGAUUGCUCCUUGGGUAUCAAUCCUUGGAGAAACUGUACCGCACCCAUCAACUGUUGGGAUGUCUUUAUGAACGGAGUUUGCGACGAGGUGUGCAACAACGCCCAGUGCUUGUUCGAUGGAAGGGACUGCGAGAAGAGGCUCGAACCUUGCAACCCGAUCUACGAUGCCUACUGUCGCAAGCACUACGCCAACGGACACUGUGAUUACGGCUGCAACAACGCGGAAUGUAACUGGGACGGUCUCGACUGUGAACGCGAGCCACCAUCUCUCGCCGAGGGCGUCAUCUCCGUGGUGGUACGCAUGGAUAUGCAAACCUUCCGCGCGAACGUCGUCGGCUUCUUGCGAGACAUGGGUCACGAACUGCGCACCACUCUCAGAAUCAAACAGGACGAGCUCGGCCAAGACAUGAUCUUCCCUUGGAAGAGGGACAGGGAGCCUCCUAUUCAAACCAACUUCUUCGGCAGCCCCACCAGCAUCUACACGGACAAACAGACCGGUAUCGUCGCCUACCUGGAGAUCGACAACCGCAAGUGUACGAUGACUCAGGGCUCGGUUUGUUUCCCUACGGCCAACGAAGCCGCUGAGUAUCUGGCCGCCACUGCGUCGAAACACUCUUUGUCGAGAAACUUCCCCAUCGAGAAGGUCGAAAGCGUUGUCGAGCCCAAUCUCGACUACCCUGACUCGCCUACCAACUACAAAUACGUGUUCAUCGGUGCGGUGCUCGUCGUUCUCGUUGCCACUCUCAUCGGUGUUCUCGUUACUGCUCAGCGCCGCGUUCCUGGCAAGAUCACUACCUGGUUCCCAGAUGGCUUCAUUCGCACCUCCGGAGGUAGCGUACAGCGCCGUCGUUCGCGUCGUCGUGGACCCGACGGGCAAGAAAUGCGCAACCUCAACAAACAGCCACCUGGAAGUAUGGGAAUGGACCUGGACGUCGGCAACGGUAGAGCACCCCAAUGGUCAGAUGAUGAGUCGGAUCUUCCACCGUCGAAACGCAUGAGGGCCAUUGAGCCGGGCUACGCCAGCGAUCACACGGUCGUCACUGACUACGAGGAGGCCGAGCCCCGCAUGUGGACUCAGCAGCACCUCGAUGCCGCUGAAGUUCACAACAGACCCGAGGCUGGUGUCCUCACUCCUCCGAGCCUCGAACUCGGUCAGGAUGUCGAUGCUAGAGGCCCUUGCGGCAUGACACCGCUCAUGGUCGCAGCUGUUCGAGGCGGUGGUCUCGACACCGGAGAAGAAGAGGACGAAGAGGACGGAGCCGCUGCCAAGAUCGCUGAACUGGUAGCAGCGGGAGCAGACCUGAACGCCACGACUGACAAAGGCGGCGAAACGUCGCUGCAUCUCGCCGCAAGAUGGGCUCGUGCAGACGCCGCCAAACGAUUACUCGACGCCGGUGCCGAUGCCAACUCUUCGGACAAUACGGGCCGGACGCCACUGCACUCGGCUGUCGCCGCCGACGCGAUGGGCGUAUUCCAGAUCCUGCUGCGCAACCGCGCCACCAAUCUGAACGCCCGCAUGCACGACGGCACGACCCCGUUGAUUCUGGCUGCGCGUCUCGCGACCGAGGGUAUGGUCGCGGACCUGAUUAACGCCGACGCGGAUAUCAAUGCGGCCGACAACAGCGGCAAGACGGCCCUCCACUGGGCCGCCGCCGUCAACAACGUCGAUGCUGUUAACAUUCUGCUGGUGCACGGCGCCAACAGGGACGCCCAAGAUGACAAGGACGAGACGCCGCUGUUCCUAGCCGCGAGGGAAGGUAGCUUCGAGGCGUGCAAAGCUCUGCUUGACACGUUCGCCAACAGGGAAAUCACGGAUCAUAUGGACAGACUGCCCAGGGAUGUGGCCAGCGAGCGGCUUCACCAUGACAUCGUCAGACUCCUGGAUGAGCAUGUGCCGAGGUCGCCGCAGAUGGUAUCCGUCAUACCUAACAGCGCGCUCAUAGGUAAGUUUGCUUGCUCACCGAAUCACCCGCAGCUCAUCACGCAUCCGACGGUGAUCGGCAACGCGCCGAAGUCGUCCAAGUCGAAGAAGCGCCCGAAGCCGGGCUCCGGCAACCCUAACAGUCCCGAAUCGGAAAACGGCGGAGGCGGCGCCGCCUCGGUCAGGCGAAAACCCUCGGUAAAGAAGCAGCCGCCCACGAAACGCGGCGCUCAGCCCAAUCCCAACCAGGAGAUACCGCAGGGUGCUGAGGGGGCCGAGGGCAAUCUACCCAGCCCCUAUGACAGCGCGAGCCUUUACAGCAACGCGCUGCCACCCCUCAUGGCCGCCACAGCGACGCACACGCAGCAAACGAACGCGGCCGCGGCCGCGGCGCAAGCUGCAGCGGUCGCAGCCGCGGCGGCACAAGCCGCCAAACAGCCGCCCCCGUACGAGGACUGCAUCAAGACCCAGACGAUGCAACAGCAACAGCAGAAUAGUUUACAACAGCAGCUGGGACACCUGACAGCGGACGGUUUCACAAGCUACGGUCUGCCGAAUUUUCACGAUCAGCUGCUGGCCGCGCAGCACCAGCAGCCGCGCCAGCAGUCAAACGGCACCGCGGGCAUGGUCGUGAACACGCUCUCGCCGCCCUACAGUAAUCAAUCACCGCCGCACUCGGUGCAGUCGAACAUGACCCUCUCGCCCCAGGCUGGCUACAUGGGCUCACCCUCGCCGGCCAAGAGUCGUCCCUCGCUGCCUACCUCGCCGACCCACAUAGCGGCCAUGCGGCAGGCGACGCAUCAGAAGCACGGUGGCAUGCCCCCCGUGGGGUUUGACUUCGAUAGCCUGUCCUAUCCCCAGCAGCAGAUGCAGCCCAGUCAGCAGCAACAGCAACAGCAGUUUCAGCAGCAGCAACAGCAGCAGCAGAGUCACCAGCAGCAGUACUACCAGUAUCUGACGCCGCCGUCGCAUCACUCGGGUCCGGACGUGACGCCCCAGCACCUGAUGCAAGCGCCCGAGAGCUUCCCCACGCCUUCGCCGGAUAGUCCCGGCCACUGGUCCUCGAGCUCGCCUCACUCGAACAGCGAUUGGUCCGAGUGCAUGGCCUCGCCUCAGAACGCCUAUGGCUCGGCGGGCGUAGCCGCUGGACACCAAAGCAAUAAGGGCUCCGACGCUAUCUAUAUCUGAGACACGGGGGAGCGCGUUUUUGCAUAAGACAGAGACUUUUCUUUUUUAUAUAUAUAUACAUAGAAAUAUAUAGAGCAGGGAACUGUGAUUAAUUAUUAUUUUCUCUUUUUAUGAAGAUUGAUUAAGGAAGAGUUUCCUGAUAAAUGCCCGCGGAGUGACGUUAACCCGAACUGGGACGUCGUAUUAGCGAUAAAUUGAGCAGUAUAUAGCGUAAUGAAAGAUGCGAAUUAAUUAAGUAGUUGCAUGAAAUUAAUAAAGGAUAGAAAGAAAUGCGGUAGAAAAGAACGUGCUGGAGCAUUCCAAGGGUUGGAGAAUAAUGAUUUAUUGCCCAUCUAGCGAACGUCGAUGUCCAUACGUAGACAUUCCAUUUUGUAUGGUAUAUAACUCAUUAGUUAUUCGCUCGUUUUGUUUUCUUUGUAAGUAUGAAAUUCGCGACUCUUAGCAUAAUUUUGUAAUCCGUUUAUACACUGCAAUAAAGUUGCUCCAGACGUCGAUGGGUAAUGCGACUUUAUUCUCCGAGCGUGGUUUGCGCCAAUGUCAGAAUUGCGAUAUGUGUGUGUUUUGUUUAAUAUAUUUUGGACAAGGAAUAAGAGCUGGAGGGUGUACGAUUCGCAUAAUAAAAUCGUGUCGCGUCGUGGACUUGUUGCGAGAGAAAAGAUACGUGUUUUUGUUUCUUUUGAGAAGCGAAUGUUUAUCCUAUUAUUUUUUUCUGUAACGUCGGCGGCCGACAGGAUUCGAUUCUAGGGCUCGCCUCGCGAAUAAGAGUCUGUGACUGUGUAUGUCCCUCGGAAAAAAGAAAUUUGUAAAUACUCUAUUUUCUACUCUUUAUAUACAAAUGUGCCUUUACGAGUACUUUUUAUAUAUUAUAUGUCUUUUCUCCCGAUUUUUUGUACAAACUGUUUUUACAUAUAUUUUCAUUUUUAUACCGCGCGCAAUCGUUAUAAAGCCGAAGGCCAAAAGGCCGUAACGCUGCUUACUUUUGCGAUUGAGGAGCGUUUAAAAUUAUAAUCGUGUUUCUAUUAUUAUAUUGCAUUAUUAAUUGAUAUAAUGUUUAUAGCGAAGUAUACCGUGAUCUUUUUCCGUCGCAUUAAGAAUACCCAAUCGUUCAAAUUUCUUUAUUAUUAUAAUUUUUUGUUUCGUCAACAUUUUGUCAAUGCAAUAUUAGAAUGCGAAUGUGGGAACCUUCUUGGCUGUAGUAGGACAAAGACUCGCUGAGGAGUAGUUUGAUUUGGAGCACUUUAACAAUACCAGUGUUUUUUGACUGGGUGCUUAUACGAUAAUUUGACAGUCCUGAUAAACUUUUUUAUUUUACGUCUCGUAAAUUCAUCUUUGAUUAUCUUAGUUUUGAGGACCAAGCUUUUUAUCUUACUUUUAUCUUGAACGAUUACUUAUAUAGUAUGACUCGCUGUGCGAUAAAGAAUCAUGGGAUCUUCCAAAACUGUUGUAAGGACAAUAAUGAAAAUUAAUGAAACUCGUUUGAUACGUAGCCGUAGAGUACGUGAAUUAACAUGACAAUAACAAACAAGGGGACUGAAAAUAAUUGUGUUCGAUAGCGAAUCAUCUCAUAGUGCUCUCUGUUGCGCACAAUCACCUUCUGUGUUAAAAGUGUAUCAGAAAAACUAAGAAUACUAUAGUCGCCCAGUUGACUAAGUUAAGCUAGAAUGCUCCAAUUAUUAUUAUUAUAUUAUAUUAUAUUAUAUUAUUAUUAUAUUAUUAUUAUUAUUAUAUUAUAACAAAACUUGUUAUUCCUUGUAACUUGUAAAAAGUACUGAGUUUUAUUCGUAAUAACUAUUGCCUAAGUAAAAUAAGUUAACUAUAGUCCUAUUACAACCCAGCUCCUAUAUACAAUCCCUAUCUAUAUUUUUAUAAAUUAUGUCUCUAUAGAUAUAAUGAGUGAAGAUUCUAACAUUCUCACGAUAGGGUUCUGUUCUACUGUGCUAUGCUUCCGCGUUUUUUAUUCAAUAUAUGAUAAGCAUAGGUACUUCUAGUGUAUUUCGACAGAUUUUACACGACAAUCAAAUUGUAUUAUAGCAAUAAAAUAAAAUAAAAAAAAAUCUAAGAUAAA
Nasonia vitripennis (jewel wasp) is the source of this 10543-nucleotide messenger RNA. It is a transcript of the gene N, whose product is annotated as neurogenic locus Notch protein. Gene Ontology annotation, molecular function: calcium ion binding; protein binding. Bases 838 to 8478 code for a protein of 2546 amino acids. NCBI's taxonomy places the organism in Eukaryota, Metazoa, Arthropoda, Insecta, Hymenoptera, Pteromalidae. The record is from RefSeq and is a predicted model, not a curated record. The transcript has 16 exons. Gene Ontology annotation, biological process: establishment or maintenance of epithelial cell apical/basal polarity; cell differentiation; Notch signaling pathway. Gene Ontology annotation, cellular component: protein-containing complex; plasma membrane.